UUCGAUGACGGAUGGGUGAUCUGUCAAAAAUUAAUUUUUUCACCUCGGAUCAUUUCGACUGAAAUUUAAUUUCCGAAAUUUUGUGAUAAAUUUUGCUAGAUUUUGAAAGUGUAAACCCAUUUUAUAAGCUGCUAGAUUCAAAGCAAUACGUGGUGCACCAAAAACAUGGCAGAGUUGCUCAUCGAUCCGCACAUCCGAGGUUGGGUGUUUCUGCCGAUUGUGGUUAUCACCUUUCUGGUAGGAAUCAUCCGCCACUACUUUUCGAUAUUAAUAUCAUCCCAGAAGAAGGUCGAAUUGACACAAAUUCAGGACAGUCAGGCAAUGAUCCGUGCGCGGCUCCUCCGCGAGAACGGCAAAUACCUCACCCCGCAAUCGUUCGCCAUGAGACGGCAUUACUUCAACAACGAGGAAACGGGUUACUUCAAAACACAGAAACGAGCCCCGCCCAGUCCGAACUCGACCGCGAUGUUGUCCGACAUGGUCAAGGGUAACUUCAUCAACGUACUGCCGAUGAUAGUGAUCGGUGGCUGGAUCAAUUGGAUGUUCUCCGGGUUCGUGACGACGAAGGUGCCCUUCCCGUUGACGCUGCGCUUCAAGCCGAUGCUGCAGCGGGGUAUCGAACUGGCCUCGCUGGAUGCGGCCUGGGUAUCAUCCGCGUCAUGGUACUUUUUGAACGUGUUCGGCUUGAGAAGUAUUUAUACAUUGGUUUUGGGAGAGAACAAUGCCGCUGAUCAGACGCAAACCAUGCAAGACCAGAUGUCCGGAGCAGCGGUAGCCAUGCCGCAGGAUCCCAAAGCUGCCUUCAAAGCAGAGUGGGAAGCGCUCGAGAUCACCGAGUAUCAGAAUGCUCUAACGAACAUAGAAACGGAGAUGCUGAUGGCAGCCAGUGGAGUAUCCCCGUCGGAAGCCGUCUACCACAGCCGAGAGGAGGCUGCUCUCAAAAACUAGAAUCAAAGCUUAACAUGGAAAUUAGUUGUUGUUUUUAUCUAUUAGCAAAUAUUUUGCACUUAGUAGAAAAUCAUCUAUCGUUCGACAAAUCGGACUUGUGCAAAGAGUAUCGACGUAUUGUAGAUAUUCAUUUUAAAUACAGCAUCAUUAUCAGAAAGUACAUUUCGUUUAGGGGUAACUGCGAUUGGAAACUAGGGAAUUUAGUUAGUUGAAUAAGAAAUCAACAUUGUUUAUGAUAGAUCGAUUCUUGAACGAAAUAAAUAAUUUUCAUGGUAAAACUGCA
This is a messenger RNA of Armigeres subalbatus, 1231 nucleotides long. It is a transcript of the gene EMC3, whose product is annotated as ER membrane protein complex subunit 3. Gene Ontology annotation, biological process: protein folding in endoplasmic reticulum. The transcript is spliced from 3 exons. Lineage: Eukaryota; Metazoa; Arthropoda; Insecta; Diptera; Culicidae. Gene Ontology annotation, cellular component: membrane; EMC complex. The coding region runs from base 166 to 948 and encodes 260 amino acids. The record is from RefSeq and is a predicted model, not a curated record.